AUGCACGCUCCGUGGCUGACACAGUUUGUCUUUGUGACUCUUAAUGUAUUCUUGUUGUUCGUUGUGGCGAACAAUGACUUUUGUGCAAGCGUUUUUGAAACUCAAGUUGAUUUCACUUUAUUUGAUCACGUCAUCAACAAAACUGAUGUUGCCGAUGAGUUUGAAUGUCAGCUAAAAUGUAUGGGAAACAACAGUUGCAAGUCGUUUAAUGUUCACCGCAAUGGCAAUAAUGCGAAGAAGCUUUGCGAGCUCAACAACAAAACCCGGCAGAUGAAGCCAGGUGAUUUUAAACGGAAGAAAGGAUCUACAUACUAUGGUUCAGUUCAGGGCACUUGUGAGGAUGUUUCUCGUCAGCGAAGCGGAAAAACGAAGGGCGGCCAGUGUCAUCCGAACUCCAAAGGAAAAUUGUGCCAAACACGUAAACUUGGCCAUUUUGCCGCAAAUCCUGGAAAAUCUUGCAAGCAUAUUCUUGAAUUAAAUGACUCUAAAGGAGAUGGGGAAUACUGGAUCGACCCUGAAGGCAAAGGAAACCCUUUGAAGGUCUACUGUGAUAUGAAAACUGACGGAGGAGGGUGGCUCCUUACAUCAAUGCUUGUGGUAGAUAGCUCGACCAGUCCUCCCGCUUGGUGGACCGCUGAGCCAUCAUACCGCGGGAUCAGCAAUUUCACCAAUCACAAAAUGGGUAUCACAGUUAGCGCCAUGAAAGAACUCAGAGGACACUUGUCUUUCACUCAGAUGAGAUUCCACUGCAGUAAACAACAGGGACGUACGUUCCACGUAACCACCGCCGCUAACAGCUCUGGUGAAGCUGUAGUCCAGUAUUUUAGCAAUCAGACGAACACCCUGCCAGACUCGUGUCUCUCUUUUGUUAGAAUGAAAGAUGACAACUCUUAUCUCUCCAGGGAUUGUGCCAGAUGGGGAAACGACGGAUCUUCGAGUUUCGUGGGGAAGUGGGGGCAUAAAAGCAGACAAGGCGAAACACGUUUAUACGAUCUCAUUGCAUUUGUUGCUACUCUCUAUCACUGGAAGACAACCGGAAGAAAUCGACUGUGCGACGACAGGAGCAUGCAUGGCUUUAUAAGUUUGUCAAAGGGAGAUUUUUGGAAGAUUUUUGUUCGUUAA
Pocillopora verrucosa is the source of this 1122-nucleotide messenger RNA. NCBI's taxonomy places the organism in Eukaryota, Metazoa, Cnidaria, Anthozoa, Scleractinia, Pocilloporidae. The record is from RefSeq and is a predicted model, not a curated record.